AUGGCUAUUGGAGUUGACUCCUCAAAAUGGAAACCUAGAAAGUUAAAAGGUACACCUGCAGCUAAAGUUAGUAAUAUAAUCGGGUUUAGCGUAUUAACUUUUGGUAUUAUAUGGGGUGCUUUAUAUCAAUUUUCAAGUGUAACAGAAAAAUUGCGUAAAAAGUUAGACAUUUUUUAUGAGGAAUCUGUGACAGAAGUUGAAAGAAAACAGAUGAUCGCUAGUGGCUUGCGAAAUAGAACAGGCGAUAUGAUACGAAAGCUUAUGGAAGAGGCUGAGAGACCAGAUCGACCUGAUAAGUAG
This is a messenger RNA of Parnassius mnemosyne (clouded apollo), 300 nucleotides long. NCBI's taxonomy places the organism in Eukaryota, Metazoa, Arthropoda, Insecta, Lepidoptera, Papilionidae. The record is from the annotation of a GenBank genome assembly.